CUACACAGCAGUGACCAGCAGAUGGAGACGCCAUGACCCCCAGCCUCACGGCCCUGCUCUGCCUGGGGCUGAGUCUGGGCCCCAGGACCCGAGUGCAGGCCGGGACCCUCCCCACACCCAGGCUCUGGGCUGAGCCAGGAUCUGUGAUACCACGGGGGAAGCCUGUGACCCUCUGGUGUGAGGGGACCCUGGAGGCCCAGGAGUAUCGUCUGGAUAUAGAGGGAAUCCAAGUGCCCUGGGACAAACAGGAGCUACUGCAGCCCAGGAACAAGACCAAGUUCACCAUAGAACACAUAACAGAGCACUAUGCAGGACGAUAUCGCUGUUACUACCGAACCCCUGCUGGCUGGUCAGAGCGCAGUGAGCCCCUGGAGCUGGUGGUGACAGGACCCGACAGCAAACCCAGCCUCUCGGCCCUGCCCAGCCCUGUGGUGACCUCAGGAGGGACCGUGACCCUCCAGUGUGGCUCAUGGUGGGAAUACGACAGGUUCAUUCUGACCGAGGAAGGAGGAGACGGGCUCUCCUGGACCCUGGACUCACAGCCAGGCCCCAGCGGACAGGUCCAGGCCCUGUUCCCUGUGGGCCCUGUGACCCCCGGCCACAGGUGGACGUUCAGAUGCUACGGUUAUGACCGGGGAAAGCCCCAGGUGUGGUCGGAACCCAGUGACCCCCUGGAGCUCCUGGUCUCAGGGCUGCCCAGGAAGCCCUCCCUCCUCACCCAGCAGGGCCCUGUCCUGGCCCCUGGACACACCCUGACCCUGCAGUGUCGCUCUGACAUCACCUAUGACACAUUCGCUCUGUCCAAGGAGGGGGCCCGGGACCUCCCCCAGCGCCCUGGCCGGCAGCCCCAGGCUGGGCUCUCUCAGGCCGACUUCCCCCUGGGCCCUGCCAGCGCCUCCCUCGGGGGCCGCUACAGAUGCUACGCUGGACACAGCCUCUCCUCCGAGGGGUCGGCCCCCAGUGGGCCCCUGGACAUCCUCUCUCCAGGACAGCUCCCUGUCACACCCUCCCUCUCGGCGCAGCCGGGACCCACGGUGUCCCCAGGAGAGGAUGUGACCCUGCUGUGUCAGUCCCCCGACCCGGUGGACACUUUGCUCCUGUCCAAGGAGGGGGCCGAUGCCCCGCUGCGUCUGCGAUCAGAGUCCCGAGCUCAGCAGUACCAGGCAGAAUUCUCCAUGGGCGCUGUGAGCUCAGCCCUCGGGGGGACCUACAGGUGCUGUGGCUCUCGCAGCUCCGCCCCCCACCUGCUGUGGCCCAGCGACCCCCUGCAGCUCUCCAUGUCAACCUCCCGGCCCCAGCGUCACACAGUGGAGAAUCUGGUGCGGAUGGUCCUGGCCGGCCUGGUCCUGCUGGCCCUCGGGAUCCUGCUCUUUGAGGCUUGGCACAGCCAGAGAAGGAACCAAGACGCAGCCGGACUGACCACGAGAGAGGACGGUGCAUCUCCUGAGGAGCAGAGGCCUGGACCCUCAUCUGAAGUUCCCAGCAGAUCAGGGAAGACGACCUGGGGCUGUCAGGUGGACGCUGUCAGCUGAGAGCGCUGUGAAGAUAAAUGCCUGGCAGGUUCGGGCCCGGCUGGGCGGCUGUGAAAGAGACUGUGGCUCUUUCCCUCCCUGCUGGAGUUCGGAUCCAGUCGCUCCCUGCUUUUCUCACCCCAGCACCUGAGGGCCCAUCCCCGGCCCGUGUGUGACUGCAUCUUUGGCCCUCAUGUUCUGGGCCCCUUCUGUGGGCUGCGUUUCCUUUUCAUCCCCGUAUUCCUUGACCUGCACCAGUAAGUCUGUCUCCAUAGCUCUGAAAAUGAAUCUGGGGUAAGUGAAUGAAUGGUAAACGUAGAUUUCAAACCUCAAAGCAUAAGUCCAGUCUGGUGCUGUUGCACCCACCAGGGACCCCGAGAGACUCCACUCUACCCUCAGGGCUACCUUGUGUUUUCCUGAGAAACAGCAUCUUUUGGAAGCAACACACCGCUCUGAGUGUCAGCUUCAUGUUGGGCUGGGAACCAGCUCUCUGAAAACAAGUUUUCAGCCCAGUGUGGGUCCCAGUCCUGAAAUCUCAGCACUCUGGGAGGUGGAGGCUGGUGGAUCGCAAGUUCAAGCCCAACCUGGACAAUUUAGCAACUUACUGUGACCCUGUCUCGCAGUGACGACCUUGGGUUACACACGGGAGGUGUGUGUGUGCAUGGCAUCCCAAGACACUUGACAGGAGGACGGAGCCUGUCAGGGAGCAGGGAUGACGCACGAGAUCCGUACACCACGCGGAGGAGAGGAAAGCAGGGCACUGGGAGACGGUGAAAAUGAUGAGCAAAAAUGUGAUUUCCAACACAGAGGUAACAAAUGAAAGGUUAGGAAAGAAAGCGUUACUGUGUUGCAUGAUGUUCAGCGUAUGAGGAUAUGUAUUAGUGAAGAGAUGCCUAAAACAUCUUCCCAAACUCUAACAUCCCUGACGACGCUCUCUCCUUCGCGCCUGGCCCUGAGACGCGUCUCUCUUCUCCCCAUGCCAUCCUACGCUGUACCUAUAGCGGAAUUCAUGGUGAGUUCUGCUGCGUGCUCCGUGGUCACAGUCCAGGACUGGGCUGCGGCACAAAGGAUGAAAGAUUACUCGGACUCCACGUCCAGUGCAACCAGGAUCCCGAGUGGGAGUCUCGAGGACAGCCCCAAACUGCAGCUUCUGUGACUUUCCACCGAUGACCGAGACGGAAGUGAGAAGGACAAAAGGUGGGCAUCUGUGCAGGAGUCCACAUAGGACGGGAAGGACGGGGCCUCCGUGCACGACUGACCUCGGGGCCCUGUGCGUGAUCAGUUAGAUAAGGGGAGCACGGGCCCAGCACGCAUUCCUGAGGCUCUGAUCCCACCGGACUGUGGCCCUCCGGGUGUCUUUUGGUCUUCGACCAUGCGUUCCAGGAGGUUCUGUGCUCGUGGCCCCCAAGCCCCUUUCCCCUGCCUGUCCACCUCAUACACACCCCAGGCCCGUCCCCGCCACGUCCGCCUGUUUUUGUUUUGUAUGUGGGUCUGGGAAAGAGGGACAGUGUGAUGGGCAGAGGGGGGUCGGGCUGCGUAGAGGAAGAAGAUCAUCGUGGCUUCGGCCGCAGCCUCUGGUGAGAUCGUGCACAGAGGGUCUGAGAGGGAAUUCCUCCGCCAGAAAGCACCUGUCAUGAGGUAGUAAACUCCGGGCCUGAGUGUCCAGAGGCCGUGAUCCCUGCCAUAACCCCUUAAAGGGCCAGGAGGGGCCAGGCAGGCUCCGCCAGGGUGAGAGUUACCCUGGGAAGCGCGGGGAGGCUGAGGUCUCCCUGGGGCUGUGUCUGGGGCGGGUUCUGUGCACACAGGUCCCGCUGUGUCCCUUCCGCAUCACCUUGUCUAGGUCGGAUUGGCCAUUUUCUCUCAGUGUCUUUGGAAUCUUUUUAAGUUAUUUGGGGGCCUGUUAAAGUUAUUGUCUUAGAUAAUUAAAACCCAACAGUUCUCUUUGCUCAGAAACCGUUUCAUUAAUUUUUUUGUUAGUGUUAAUUUGUAUUAGUACAUGCUCAUGGUGCAUGUAGUUUGCAAACGCUUAAAAUGCAAUGUGGGUUGUAGUGAAUCUAAGACUAAGCCUCAUUCUCAAGCCUUAAAUUAACAUAGAAAAAUGAGCCUGGGCUCUGGGCCUGAGUCCGUGGACCUCGGGGCACAGUGCUGUUAAGCCAUGGCUCAGGUCAGAGACAGGACCUUCUCUGUUCCGCGAUAACCGUCCUCUCAGCUCCACUUAGCUGCUAGCGCAGACAGCGGAAGUGAGGGUGUUGUGCA
Fukomys damarensis (Damara mole-rat) is the source of this 3767-nucleotide messenger RNA. RefSeq names its product leukocyte immunoglobulin-like receptor subfamily A member 6. Gene Ontology annotation, molecular function: inhibitory MHC class I receptor activity. The record is from RefSeq and is a predicted model, not a curated record. Lineage: Eukaryota; Metazoa; Chordata; Mammalia; Rodentia; Bathyergidae. Gene Ontology annotation, biological process: cytokine-mediated signaling pathway.